AUAGUUUUGAAGCAUUAGAUAUUCCAUACGAAAAUUUCGAAAUAACAACAACAAACGAUAUAACUGGUUUUAAACUUGAGUACUACGAGAUAUUCAGAAAAUCUUUAAUUUUAGACGAUACUUUUUCAAUAAAAAAACUUUGGGGUGAAGCUCUUGAUAUGUCAACUGACACGUACAUCAUUAAAUUUCAUAACCAAUUAAUACACAAUACAAAACAACCAUCAUCUUAUGAAGAGGGUAUGGUAUUUAUUCAAUCGUACUAUAAGGCAGCAAGUAUAUAUUAUUUUUAUCAGAACUAUGAAUUCGCAUUUAAGGUGAUCAACGAUGGUUUGAAAUAUAUCGAUUCAAUAAAAAAAUAUUUAGUUUCUACAAAUCAAUAUGACAAACAAAACAAACAUGUACAUGUGUGGCGUACACUAUUAAAGACAUUGAAAUUAGAUAUAAUGAAACAUAUAACGAGUAUUUCUGUCCAAGAUAUAGAGAGAGCAGAUCAUGAAUUAUCAGAAGAAGAAAAUAAAUUUAAUGUUCCAGAAUAUGGAUCGUUUCCCAGUUCAGCAGUAUUAUUGUUUCGAAAAUAUUUUUUAGACAUAGUCAGUAUAUUCAAUUUAUAUAAUAUCUAUAAAUAUUAUUAA
Melanaphis sacchari is the source of this 632-nucleotide messenger RNA. RefSeq lists its product as uncharacterized. The record is from RefSeq and is a predicted model, not a curated record. The transcript is spliced from 7 exons. Lineage: Eukaryota; Metazoa; Arthropoda; Insecta; Hemiptera; Aphididae. Bases 159 to 632 code for a protein of 157 amino acids.